Molecule: messenger RNA, 6310 nt
Organism: Paramisgurnus dabryanus
Lineage: Eukaryota; Metazoa; Chordata; Actinopteri; Cypriniformes; Cobitidae
Gene: wdr90
Product: WD repeat domain 90
Cellular component (GO): centriole
Molecular function (GO): protein binding
Source: RefSeq, a predicted model, not a curated record
UCUCUGAAGCGCGAGUGAGGCUCAUCAUCACCACAACAAACUCACACCAACACAAAACAGCGAGUAAAACUAAACUAAAUCUUUCCACGACACGAAAACACUCUGAAUAUUUUUUUCUGGACGAUGAACAAACUCAAUCUGGUCAUGUUAGAUACGAAAGUAAAAAAUUGUGAUAGUUUGUAAACAACAGUCCGUUAUUUGUCAACAGGUGAAUCCCUGCGGACUCAACGAUGUCUUCCAAAGCUUUGUGGCAGCAGCCUUAUGUGAACAUCUUCAAACACAUGAGGAUAGAAGAGUGGAAGAAGGUCAACAAAGAGGGAGAUGUCACCACAUAUAUGGAUAAGACCCUAAAAUGUUCCGUCUUCCGGAUCCACGGCUCCAUACCGGCCAGCAACUACAUCCUACUCCCCAAAACCAGCAGCCAGUCUCUGAGUCUCACCGGUCGGUAUCUGUAUCUGCUGUUCAGACCCAGCCCAAACAAACACUUCAUUGUUCACAUGGACAUUGCUGCUGAGGAGGGUCAGGUGAUCCGCAUAUCGUUUUCUAACUUAUUCAAAGAGUUCAAGUCCACGGCAACAUGGCUGCAGUUUCCUUUCCUGUGUGGAGCCACAGAGGGUUCAGUUUAUGAGAAGACGGCCAGUACUGCAAAACAAGGUUUAGUGGGGCCAGCACCGCCAAGGCCGCGGUGGACGUGUCUGGUAAUGGAUCUGCGUUGCGUGCUGUCGGUUUAUUUGAACAGAACACACAGUCACCUCAAAAGCGUCAAACUAUGUGCCAAUAUGUCGGUCAAAAACAUCAUCACCAGUGACCUGCUGUUCGACCCUGGUCUGACAUUCAUGGAGUUCAGGCAAGCAGGGAUGGUGUUAGCAGAGGGCACUGCGCCGAUGCCCAGAGAAAUGUGCUUCCCUGUGCCAAAAGGCCAGAGCUGGCAUCAGUUGUAUGAUUACAUUAGGUUUCCAUCAGAUGGAGCAAAGUUACCGUUUGAUUCAAUACAGAAAGGAUCCAACGCUGCAACUAAAACGGAGACACCAGCUGAAGGCACCAGUCCUCAAAGAAAGCAAAGUCCUACUGUAAACAUCAGUAAAGCAGUCCAGGACCGCGUCUCUCUUAUUCAGCAGAUAACCACCCCCAAACCUGCAUGUAGCGCCAAGCAACGGCCAGCGAUCCAGACAACCAACCUGCCUCAGGUGAUUUAUUCUCCAUCUGAAGUGUCAGAUAGCCCAGGGUCACCAGGUCAAAGGUCACAGUCAGAUGAAGAAGUCAGGGUAGUGUGUGCCGAUGAUGAUGGUGUGCAUGUGUACGCUCGAUUUGAAGAUGGGGUCUGCUCCAACAUAACAGACAGCGAGGAAGAAAUUGCCAUCAUCAAUGCAGAAUCUCCUUUUCCCGUCUCCCUGCGCUGUGAAAAAGGGAACCAACCACAGGCUGUAUUUCAGAAGCUGUUUCCAGAUCCCAUUCUCAAGUUAAACAGAAUUAUUGGUUUUGGAGGAGCCACAAUGAGAUGUGCUGUGUGGAGCUCAGAUGGAGAGGAAGUUGUGUAUCCCUGUCACGCCAUCAUCGUCGCAAUGACAGUUUCCUCACGACAUCAACGAUUUUUCAUUGGACACACAGAUAAGGUGUCAGCGCUGGCUCUCAAUGCCACAUCUACUCUGCUGGCAUCAGCUCAGACUGGCUCGAACAGUCUGAUUCGUCUGUGGAGCUUUCGUGAAGGAGUGUGCCAAACUAUUAUUCCAACACAAAUGCACACUCUUCAUCUCUUGAGUUUUUCUCACAGUGGAUCAUCGCUGUGUGGUGUAGGAAAAGACAGUCACAACAAAACUACUGUGAUUCUUUGGGACACGCGGCGUGUCGCUGGCGGCGGUGUUGUCCCGCUUUUGGCAAAAGCACACACAGACGUGGACAUUCAGAUGAUAAAGAUCACCUUCUUUGACGAGACACGGAUGGUGUCGUGUGGUUUAGGUAACGUACGUCUGUGGCGUGUUCGUGGUGGCUCUUUGCGUUCCUGUCCAGUGAAUCUAGGAGAGUAUCACAAUUUGGAGUUUACUGACCUUUCUUUUGAGCAGGGUUAUCCUCAGGACCGGCCAGUGGACGACCGCACGCUGUUUGUCAGCAGUAAGGCCGGUCACAUCCUGGAGAUUGACUAUGUCGCUGUAGCAAUAAAAAACAUAAGGAGGCUCCUCCCAGCUCAGGAAAGCCACGCCCACCGCAGGGAGAAACAAACUUUUAGCACAGGUCCUGGUAUUGCGGUGAACAGCAUCAGCGUGUGUGCCGAGUUCUGCGUGACAGGAUCAGAGGAUGGAUUCAUGCGUCUGUGGCCUCUUGACUUCUCAUCAGUUUUCUUAGAGGCAGAGCACGAGGGUCCUGUCAGUUUGGUGUGUGUGUCCUCUGAUGGCUCGAGAGUACUAGCAGCCACGACCACAGGAAAUCUUGGGUAUCUGAACGUUGGCAGUCGGGGUUACCAUACGCUGAUGAGGUCGCACACGACAAGUGUUCUGGGCUUCAGCGUGGAUGGCAUUAGGCAACGUGUGACCACAGUGUCGAAAGAUGGCACAGUACGAGUGUGGGACAUGGACAGUAUGCAGCAGCUUUAUGAUUUUGUCUCUGAUGAUGAUGAGGACAGCCCCUGUUCAGUUGCGUUCCAUCCCAGCAUGCCUCACUUCACAUGUGGUUCGACUUCUGGAACUGUAAGAGUGUUUGACAUCCAAACAUCCAGCUUAAUAACCCAGCAUAGGCAGCAUUGUGGUUCAAUCGAAUGCGUGAUAUAUUCUCCUGAUGGUCAAUGGCUGUUUAGCGCUGGUUCCCUUGGUCAUUUGGUCCUGUACCGAGUGUCUCAGCAGGAUCAUCAUGUGGUCCGUGUUCUGGGUAAUGUGGUUGCACAGGGAGUAAAUCACGGCCCGGAUGUUUUGGCAGUGAGUUCUGACAGCCGCUGUUUAGCUUUGGUUGGGCCGACCGAAUAUACGGUCACGAUCAUGGAGGCACAGUCACUCAAUGAGUUACUGCGAGUUGAUGUGAGCAUUCUGGAUGUUGAGAGCACAACGCUAGACUCCGCCCUCAAUGUGUGCUUCUCUCCCACAUCACUAUCACACCUGCUCAUCGCCACGUCAGCCAAUAAGAUCAUUUGGAUCAACACUCAAACAGGACAGCUGCUCAGACAGGUGCCUAAGGUGCACAAACAUCAGUGUGUAUCUCUGGCUGUCAGUGAAGAUGGACGUUAUUUGCUCACAGCCGGACAAAACUCUGUGAAGGUGUGGGACUACAACAUGCAUCUGGAUAUUAAUUCACAGGUGUUUAUUGGUCACUCUGAAGCGAUCAGACAGGUGAGGUUCACACCUGAUCAAAGGGGCGUGGUCACUGUGGGUGACGCCCUCUUCUUCUGGGACUUCCUGGCACACCCACAAGAGACUGAUGGGGCACUGUCUCCGCCCACUAGAUCACCAGUUUUCUCUCCCUAUAGAUCAGCACAAAACACAGAGGGGCUGAAUAAAAUCACACUGGCCAAUGAGAAACCUCAAGAGGGAUUGCUGCUGUCUUCUUUGCCACUAAUAAAUCGCUCGAUUGAAAGGAAGGACAAUGAAGGUUUUCUGCGUAUGUGUGAUUCAACUGCUGAACUGCAGCUCAACCUCACAACAGGCCACACCCACUCCCCGCCUCCAAAACACGCCUCCUUUCUCAGAGUUAAUAAAUGGGUACGGGAUAAGGACACACCCACAACCUCAGCCAAUCAGUCACCAAGGGAAGGUCGCACACAAGUGCGUCCAGAUUGCUAUAAACACUUCAAUCCACGUUUUAAGACUUCUGAGCUAGACCAGACUCUAGUGGCCCCGCCCCCCGGACAGGCAGGGCUGAGUCUAAAGGCUGUGAUUGGCUAUAAUGGCAAUGGGCGUAACAAUAUGGUCUGGAAUCCAGACACGGGUUUAUUUGUGUACUCCUGUGGGUGCAUUGUCAUCGUUGAGGAUCUGCACACAGGGUCACAGAAACACUGGUUCGGCCAUACCGAGGAGAUCUCAACCCUCGCCAUCACCCACGAUGCACAGAUGGUGGCAUCCACGUCAGGGGGCGGAGCUUCACACAACAGCCUCAUCUGCAUAUGGAACGUUUCAGAUGGGUCCUGUAGAAACCGCCUUUCUUACCACAAAGGAGCUGUGCAGAGUCUCGCCUUCUCCAGAGAUGACAUGUACUUCCUGUCUUUAGGUGAUUUUUCAGAGGCAAUGGUGGCGCUGUGGAGCACUCGUUCAUUUGAGCUGCUCUGUACCGUUCAGAUGUCUGUCUCGCUGCACGAUGCUGCAUUUUGCCCGUUUACGGCUGAUGAGUUAACGCUAAUCGGCAGUGAUGCUGUUUUCUUUACUCGCAUACAAACGAAUGAACACGGCACUGAGCUUCAGGUUCAAAAGGUGGCCUUACCUGAUGAGGUGGAGCACGCAGAGGUGACAUCACUGUGCUAUAACACACGCCAUAUACUGUACACGGGCACAAACAGCGGCCGCGUGUGUGUGUGGGAUUGCGACACGCAGCGCUGCUUUGUGACCUGGGAAGCAGAUGAAGGAGAGAUAGGUGUGUUAAAGUGCAGUGGAAACAAGUUGAUCACUGGAAGUAACACCAAAAAACUGAGGCUGUGGUCAGUGGCUUCAGUCCAGAAUCUUAUUAACCGAAAUGAAAAGACGAGCGGUGCAGUGCAUGAUGGAAAUGGACAGGUUCAUUUAGAACGGGAACUGUUGUUGGAUGGUACAGUGAUCAGUGCAGCGUUUGAUGAUGUCAUGGACAUGGGGAUUGUGGGUACGACUGCUGGAACACUGUGGUACAUCAACUGGGCAGACAGCAGCAGCAUUAGACUCAUCAGUGGACACAGGACCAAGGUGAACAGCGUGGUUUGUAGUCCAGAUGAACAUCAUUUUGUCACCUGUGGGCAGGAUGGUAGCGUACGAGUUUGGGCUUUACAAAGCCAUGAGUUAUUGGUACAGUUUCAAGUUCUCAACCAGAGCUGUGAGUGUGUGUGUUGGAGUCCUCCGAGGGGUGUUUAUGAGCCCGGCGGGCGAGUGUGUGUUGCGGGCGGUUACAGUGAUGGCACCGUUCGGAUCUUCAGUCUGGAGUCUGCUGAGAUGGAGCUGAAGCUUCAACCUCAUCCUGUAGCUGUGUGUGCUUUGCAAUACUCGCACUACGGUCAUGUGCUGUUGUCUGGUGGUCGUGAUGGUCUUAUUACAGUCAGCAGUCCUGUAACUGGAGUCACUGUACGUACCUUCAGUGACCACAAGGGGGCGCAAAUCACUACAAUGCAGUGUACCAGCAAACAGUAUAAAGAGUUUGGUCUAGAGGGAAAUGAGCUCUGGUUGGCUGUGAGUGCAGAUAGGCGUGUCAGCAUCUGGGCUGCCGAUUGGACGAAGAAUAAAUGUGAGCUGCUUGAUUGGCUGACAUUCCCGGCACCAAACCCCCCAGAGGAUUUGCACCCAUUGCCGCCCAGUCUGGCAGCGUUCAGUCCCAGUGAGAAGGGAGUGGUGGUUUACACAGGCUACGCUGUGGAAAAAGAAAUCAUCUUUUACUGCCUCUACAAAAAACAGGUUUUAAGGACAAUCUCUCUUUCUGACUGGUCGCUGUGUCUCGCUCUCUGUUCUACUGGAAGAUUGCUGGCUGCUGGUUCAAAUAAGCGUGUGCUGAAGUUGGUCCAUUCCUCCAGCGGGCGUUUUCAGGAUUUCUCGUCUCACAGUGACUCUGUUGAUGUCUGUAGCUUCAGCUGGUCUGGAUCACGGCUGUUUACCGUGGCUCACAAUGAGCUCUUACUGUGGACUGUACAUGGCUUAUAACAUUGACACCUAUACGCAACACAUUUAAAUGACACUACUACUGUUACACAACAGUUUAAUCCCUCACAAUUAUUCUGUAGGGGUGUGGAUUUUGGUUUAAUGUUGGUUAGUUGCACAAGAAGUUUCUAGGGUUGACUGAUACUCUUGAAUAGUUUGACAUCUUGUUCUAUGAGUAAAACUUGGAUUUUUAAGUUAUCAAUAUGAGAUGUUUUAGUAUUUUUAAUAAAUUUUGAACAAUUUUGGGAUAUAUAUAGCCUACACUAAUUGGGCUGUCUGCUUUUAAUCCCUUAAUUUGAGAGGAAUGGUUUAUAUUAUGUGAAAUUAUUAACAAAUAUUAGAUAAACAUUGAUAACUCUUGUGAAUCAAAGUUUUUCUAACUUUUUCAAUUUUGCUGUAUUUUUUUUUAAAUCCUUAAUUAUUUUAAACUUGUCCAUGUUAAAUAGACAAUGAAAAUAUAUGUUUUCUUUAAACAUUUUAUAUAAAUGUGUCAAGAAAUAAAGAGGUCCCCGUUGGCGUCA